Molecule: messenger RNA, 2497 nt
Organism: Capsicum annuum
Lineage: Eukaryota; Viridiplantae; Streptophyta; Magnoliopsida; Solanales; Solanaceae
Product: sucrose nonfermenting 4-like protein
Exons: 13
Coding region: 762-2219 (485 amino acids)
Source: RefSeq, a predicted model, not a curated record
CACAUCCGUACACGUAAUCUUUUUUGUACAUGCACGCACAUACAUACAAUUAUUUCACCAUUUUUGUUUUUUCCCAUCACCCCUAUAAUAAACCUAUACUAUAUACCUAAUAUAUUUUAUUUAUAUAUAUAUAUUUAUAGGUAUAUGUAUUUUCUUUCAUUAACUUAUUUUUGGCCUUUUUCCCUUCAUAGAUGAUUCUCUCUUGUCCACUUUCCGCCACAUUGCUCACAAACUUCAAAGAUCUCUCUAUCGUCAAUGUCGAUACUCUCUAUUUUCACUCAUAAAAAUUGAAUCUUUUUUUUUAAUUUUUGUUUGAUUUUUUUUUUUUGAAAUUCUGAAUUUAGGGCUUUUUUAUUUUUGGGUUUGAUUUGUAGGGAAAAUAUUUGGAUUUAGUUUAGAUCAGAGUUGGAAUUGCAUUGUUGAUGAUAAUUUAGAGGUCUUUUGUUGUUGUUGGGAAGUUGGGUUAAUUUUUUUUUUUUUAUUUUUUUUUUGGAGAUUUGGGAUUGAGAAUUUUGUGUUUAGGGUUUGGAUUUCUGUGUUUGCAUGUGUAGAAUGUGAAGAGGGGUCCUCUGCUGUAGCAUGGAGGAUCCCAGAAUUGUUUUUUAUUAGAAGGUUGUGUGGUGAUUUUUUUUGGAAAUUAGUGGGCAUUGGUGGGAUUUAGUUUUUUUUUUUUCUUAGAUUGUUUAUUUGGAUAAUUUGUUAAUUGAAGUGGGAAUUUAAGAUUUUUCUUGGGUAAAGUAUAAAUCUUUGUGAAAGGGGAGAUGUUUGGGUCUGGAAGUGAUAGUGGACAGAAUCAUACUGGGGUUGUUGGAGCUACUGUUUUGAUGCCAACUCGUUUUGUAUGGCCUUAUGGGGGAAGAAGAGUGUUGCUCAGUGGCUCUUUCACUAGGUGGGAAAAUCACAUAGCAAUGUCACCUAUGGAGGGCUACCCAACUGUGUUUCAGGUUGUCUGCAACUUAACACCAGGACAUCACCAGUACAAAUUCUUUGUUGAUGGAGAAUGGCGUCAUGAUGAACGCCAGCCAUUUGUAAGUGGAGACUAUGGUGUAGUCAACACAGUUUUCUUGCCCAGGGAGACAGAGGCUGCUACUCCUGAACUUUUUGGUUCAGAUGCGCCCGUUAGAUCUAAUAUGGAUGUCGAUAAUGAUUUUCUUCGACUGGAUGCAGUUCCGCAGAUAUCACAGGCUGAAAUAGAGUUAUCGCGUCAACGUAUAUCUGCAUUUUUGUCUACACAUACUGCCUAUGAGUUACUCCCAGAGUCUGGCAAGGUGAUUGCCUUGGAUGUAAAUCUUCCAGUAAAACAAGCUUUUCAUGUUCUCUAUGAGCAGGGAAUCUCUGUUGCUCCUUUGUGGGACUUUUGCAAGGGCCAGUUUGUUGGAGUUCUCACUGCGAUAGACUUCAUCUUAAUCCUAAUGGAGCUUGGGAAUCAUGGAUCUAACUUGACGGAGGAAGAGCUCGAGACACACAGUAUAUCUGCUUGGAAAGAGGGCAAGUUACACAUCAACAGGCAAAUCGACUGUAACUUGAAUUCGUACUCAAGAAGUCUUGUCCAUGGUGGGCCUUAUGACUCUUUGAAGGAUCUUGCUUUAAGAUUUCUGCAAAACAAGGUGUCAACUCUUCCUGUUAUCCAUUCUUCUUCACCCGAUGGUUCAUUUCCUCAGCUGCUACACCUGGCCACCCUUUCUGGGAUUCUGAAGUGUAUCUGCCGGCAUUUUAAACAUUCUUCUAGUUCCUUGCCAAUUCUUCAGCAACCAAUUUGCUCAAUUCCUAUUGGAACUUGGGUUCCAAAAAUUGGGGAAUCAAAUGGAAAGCCAGUCGCGAUGCUAAGACCAAAUGCUUCUCUUGGUGCUGCUCUAUCUUUAUUAGUUCAAGCUGGAGUUAGUGCGAUACCAAUUGUGGAUGAUAAUGACUCCCUGCUGGAUAUCUACUGUAGAAGUGAUAUUACUGCAUUGGCAAAGGACAGGGCGUACGCACAGAUUCGGCUUGAUGAAUUGAGUAUUCAUCAGGCAAUACAAUUGGGACAAGAUGCAAGUUCUCCUCAUGGAUUAUUCAAUGGACAGAGGUGUCAGAUGUGUCUAAGGUCCGAUCCUUUGCAUAAAGUAAUGGAGCGACUUGCUGUUCCUGGUGCAAGAAGACUUGUCAUUGUGGAGGCUGGCAGCAAGCGUGUGGAAGGCAUUAUUUCAGUGACUGAUGUAUUUAGGUUCUUGCUCGGCUGCUGAUACAGCCAGGUGAUCACCCUGCCUUUUAGGGCUUUGUUGUGGUGGCUUUAAUGAAGAAGCCAUUGCUUGGCACUCAUGUUAGUUACUCUUCAGCAACGCCCUCUCCUCAUAGUUGCAUUUGUAAUUGGUCGGAAUUUGUGGAGUCCUGGCCGGCUCAUGCUUUUGACUCCCCCUCUUUUUUCAGGAUGCGAGUUCAGAAAGAAAGAAAUGUUUGUAAAUUGAGAGGAUCCCCAAAUUUUCCCUUAUUUAUAUUUUAAAUUUUCACAACCUUAUUAUCA